AGUAUUAUAACCUCUUUUAAUAACUAUGUCUUUGCCUGAUGAUGAAAUCGCAUGUGCAUUGAAAGAACAGUUUGGAUUUGAGGUCGAAUCGAUCAAAGCUUUAGGGGGGUAUGAAGACUUUAAUUAUUACACAAGAGAAGCUUCAAGUCAACGGGAAUUAUUGCUGAAAGUAAAAAGGCCCUUCCACGAUCCAGAAAGCCCAACUUCGGAUGUUAUGCGAAAAGCAAUGGUCCAUUUGCGCAGUCAUGGUGUACCAGCUCCAAAACCAAUUAAAAACCGCAACGGAAAAUAUUACGGCUGUUACAAAUUUGAUGAUCCGGUCGGAAAGAGGUUUUUGGAGCUUUACACUUUUGUGCCUGGUAAAACUGUUGUGGACACUUCAUGGACACCCAAAUCUAUGGAGGAAAUGGCUGCCAACGUUGGGCAACUUUGCGCGAAAGUAACAUUAGCAUUACAGGCAGGGACAGAACCAUUCGUUUAUAUAUAGUAGGUGGGGGAAGAUGGGACAC
Molecule: messenger RNA, 509 nt
Organism: Ciona intestinalis (vase tunicate)
Lineage: Eukaryota; Metazoa; Chordata; Ascidiacea; Phlebobranchia; Cionidae
Source: RefSeq, a predicted model, not a curated record